Bursaphelenchus okinawaensis is the source of this 1259-nucleotide messenger RNA. The record is from the annotation of a GenBank genome assembly. NCBI's taxonomy places the organism in Eukaryota, Metazoa, Nematoda, Chromadorea, Rhabditida, Aphelenchoididae.
AUGCAUCGUGAAGUUAAUUUGGAGAAACGUGAAGCGAUUCCAGGCAUUGGAUAUUAUCCACAAGAGCCAAUCUCGACUGGAGUAAGUUUUAAUAUUAUUUUUUUUAUAAGAAAUGUACUCUUAAUUUUUCUAUUUUCUGAAUUUUAGACAACGUUGAUUGCCGUACAGUUUCCUGGAGGUGUUGUAGUUGGUACCGAUGCGAGAACUAGCACUGGGUAAGUGUUUUAGGUUUGUUGUUAUUGUUUUAGGUAUCUAAAGAUAUUUUGAUAAAAUUAUAUGCUUUGAAAAGAUGUCAUAGGUGGAUUGUGGGUUUAUAAUAAAUCUGGUUAGUUGUUUUACGUUGAUGAACCGGUUUUUAUGUUAUUUAUUAUUAUUUUAGAAGCUUCGUGGCUUCUCGUGUAACGGACAAGAUUACUCCAAUCACUGAUCAUCUGGUGGUAUGUCGAUCUGGAAGCGCUGCCGACACUCAAGCUAUUGCUGAUAUUGCCAAGUAUCACAUUGAAUUCUUUUCGUAAGUUUGUCCUUGUCAUAUAUGUGUUUUAUGUUUCGGUAUAAAACUAUUUGAAAGUAGUAGUAGUAAUUUGACAUAUUAUUAAACUUUCUAACAUCUGUGUUAUCCUGAUUUUUUUGAUGCAAAUUCUAUUUAAACUGCAAAUUUCGUAACUGGGCACUUAUAGGACUAUGGAGGAUGAACAAGUUUCAAUCUACAGAUCAUCUCAAAUCUUCCGCAAAUAUCUAUACGACUACCGUGAGCAGCUGUCUGCAAGUAUGAUUGUGGCCGGUUGGGACGCUCACGAAGGGGGUCAAAUUUACACGAUUCCGUUGGGAGGUUUCGUUAGCAGACAACGGUUUACUGCCAGUGGAUCUGGAAGCACUUUCGUUACGGGUUUCUUGGAUAGAGCAUGGAGAAAGGACAUGACUCUGGAGGAAGUUAAGCAGGUACGUUUGCUUUGUUUUAAAUUAUAGUUGUAACAAAUGUAUAAGUUGAGGUAGAAUGAAACAUUGUUUAUAUAUUCAACUCAAUUUUCGAUGAUGUAUUAUUACUUGUAUUACUCUUACAGCUCGUCAUGAACGCAGUAGCAUUGGCCAUGUUCAGAGACGGCUCAUCUGGCGGUGUUAUCCGUCUAGCCAUUAUUGAUGAGAACGGAACUCAACGUGAAUUGUACCGUCCUGAUACCAACACUCAGUUCCCAAUGUUUGAGACUCCGACGCCUUACCAAUUCUUCCCUAAGCACAUUGAACAACACCCUGUGGAAUAA